GGUUGUAUGUGUGCUAGACUGUAUCUUGCUUUGAGUCAAGGAGAGGAUCUCAACGCCUCUAAAAUCUUUAAGCAUCCCACUAUUUCUUGAGCAGAUUUCUAAAGUUGAUUUUUUUUUUUAUAUUCCAACUCGUCAAAACAGCUAAGUGGCGAACGUACUUUUCAUGCAAAUCCGGGAAGACCUCCCUUUCGUUUAAAUACCAGAAAGAACAGCCACAAUUUUUCUCUCAUCUCCGCUUUCCUCCAUCUUUUCAUUCCUCUUUGGAUCUUUCCGAGCUCUUUUCUUGAGGAAAGUCGGAGAUCAGCAUCGUCAAUUCCCCGAUCUUCUACCCGGCCCUCCCAGUUUUCAAUUCCCCGUAAAGCCGAGGAAAAAUAAAGAAAGAAUCUUUGACCAUUCAAAUUCCGUUCAGAACCGCAGCAGUUUCUGCUUUGUUUUGUUGUAUCGGAAGUAUCUAUACAUAAUAUAGAUUGGCGUUGAAGAAUGGGUAUGAUUUCCCACAGGGUGAUGCCGGCCUGUGAUCAGCUCUGUGUCUGUUGCCCGGCAAUGCGGCCCAGAUCACGGCAGCCGGUGAAGCGUUACAAGAAGAUGCUUACUGAUAUAUUUCCCCGAUCUCCUCAGGGAGGGGAGCCCAAUGAGCGAAUGAUUAACAAAUUGUGCGAAUAUGCUUCAAAGAAUCCACUGCGUAUACCCAAGAUCACAACUUCUCUUGAGCAAAGGUUCUAUCGGGAAUUGAGAAAUGAGAAUCUUUCAUCAGUAAAGAUAGUCAUGUUAAUAUACCGGAGAUUUCUAACAGCUUGCAAGCAGCAAAUGCCAUUGUUUGCAGGAAGUUUUCUCAAUAUUGUACAAAUCUUACUGGAUCAAAUAGGGAAUGAUGAAAUGUGCAUUGUUGGAUGUGAGUCACUAUUUGAAUUUAUAAAUAAUCAGAUUGAUGCCACAUACAUGUUUAACCUAGAAGGCUUAAUACCAAAAAUCUGUUUUCUUCCUCAAGAGACCGGAGAUGAGGAAAGAGUACGGAAAUUACGGUGUGCUGGGCUUCAAGUUCUCUCUUCUAUGGUUUGGUUCAUGGGAGAAUUUGGUCACAUGCCAGCAGAGUUUGACAAUGUUGUUACUGUUGUCCUGGAAAACUAUGAAAGCCCUGAGCAAAAACUAGACCACCAUGAUAACCAAGAUGCACAAAAUUAUACUGGUGGAAAAGUUGCUGAUCCAAUGACAAGGGUUACUUCUUGGCGGAAUAUUGUAACUGAUAGAGGCCUUAAUGUGACCGUAGAAGAUUUUACGAAUCCUAUGUUUUGGUCUAAGGUGUGCUUACACAAUAUGGCAAAGUUAGCCAAGGAAGGAACAACUGUGCGGCGUGUUUUAGAGUCUCUAUUCUGUUAUUUUGAUAAUGGCAAUCUUUGGUCAACUCAACAUGGAGUUGCCCUUUCUGUUUUGCUGGACAUGCAAUUUAUUAUGGAAAACUCUGGAUAUAAUACACAUUUUUUGUUGUCGACAUUAAUCAAGCACCUUGACCACAAGAAUGUCCUAAAAAACCCUAAUAUGCAGGUAGAUAUUGUUGAAGUUGCCACCUCUCUUGCUCAGCACCUAAAGGUACAUCCAUCUGCUAAAGCUGUUGGUGCAUUUAGUGAUAUGAUGAGACACCUUAGGAAAAGUAUACACUGUUCCCUUGAUGACUCGGACCUGGGGGACGAAGUAAUUCAGUGGAACAGAAAAUAUCAUUCCGCAGUUGACAAAUGCCUUGUUCAGAUCUCUCAUAAGGUUGGAGAUGCUGGCCAGAUUCUUGAUGUUAUGGCAGUAAUGCUGGAAAGCAUUUCAAAUAUACCAGUUAUGGCCAGAAACACAAUUGCUACUGUAUACCGUACUGCUCAAAUAGCAGCAUCCUUACCAAAUAUAUCAUAUCAAAACAAGGCUUUCCCUGAGGCAUUGUUUCAUCAAAUUCUUUUGGCCAUGGUCUCACCAGACCAUGAGACCAGGAUUGGGGCACAUCGUGUAUUUUCUGUUGUACUUGUCCCAUCCUCUGUUUGCCCUUGCCCUUCUCCUGAUCGUCUCCCCUCAACAAUGACUGCUAGCAUUCAAAGAACUCUUUCCAGAGCAGCUUCAGUUUUUUCUUCUUCAGCUGCUUUAUUUGAAAAUUUUGGUAAGGAGCAACAUUCAUUACGAACAAGUGUGGAAAAGGAAUGUGUUUUACAGUAUGAGAGGUCAAAUUUCAAUAGCCAGUCUAUGCUGAACCGGUUGAGAUCAAGUUAUAGCCGAGUUUAUACUGCUAAAAGGAAUCCAUUGAUUGAAAGUAAUGAAGAACUAGAAAUGGGUGUGGUACAAAGGGAAGCGGUGGGCAUUUCUCUCAAGUUGAAAACACGACAAAUUAGUAUACUGCUUUCUUCCAUAUGGGCACAGGCCAUCUCUCCUUCAAAUACACCUGAAAAUUUUGAAGCAAUUGCUCAUACUUACAGCUUGGUAAUGUUGUUCUCUCAAACAAAGAAGUCCAGUGAGGAGGUCCUUAUUCGUAGUUUCCAACUUGCUUUUUCAUUGAGGAACAUUUCACUUCAAGGAGGAGGGCAGUUGCCACCUUCUCGUCGCCGAUCACUCUUUACUCUGUCAACCGCUAUGAUAAUCUUUUUGUCAAAGGCGUAUAACUUUAUCCCUCUUGUUGUUUCUGCUAAGGAUGCAUUGUCUGAUAAAACAGGAGACCCCUUUCUUCGGUUGAUGGAUGAUUCCAAACUGCAGGCAAUUAAUUCACCAGAUCCCAGGAUAGUUUAUGGAUCACCAGAGGACGACAAUGAUGCCCUGAAAUCACUUUCAGAAGUAGACAUAUGUAAUAAAUUAUCUACAGAAUCUUUUGCAUCGAUGAUCGUUGAGUGCUUCACGAAGACACUGACAGACAAGACAAAUCUUUUAAAGGAACAGUUGCUUCAAGAUUUUCUUCCAGAUGAUGUUUGUCCAUUGGGUGCUCAACUAUUCACUGAAAUGCCCUCCCAAAUCUACCACUUCGGGUCAGAUGAGUCCGAAGCUCUAGAUGAGGCUUUAGAUCCAAUCUUUAAUGCAGAUAGCACCCUUAUGAUUGAUGGGUUUCAGAGUCAGACAGAUACAAACUCUCAUCUUAUUUUACAAAACCCUAGCUUCCUGGAUAUCAACCAGCUUAUGGAUUCGGUAUCAGAGAUCACAAAUGUCGGAAGACUCUCAGUCUCAGUUCCUUCUGUCAUGACUUUCAAAGAUAUGGCUAAGCAGUGUGAAGCCCUUCAAAUGGGAAAGCAGAAAAAGUUGCGUUUUAUGGGUUCCCAAAAGAUUCAAGAAAAUGAGAUGUUCUUGAAGGACUGGGGAUACAGCGUGGAAAAUGUCAAACCAUAUUACUCCCUACUUGAUCAGCUUCAUAUAGAAAAUGGAAAUCCCUUUUCUGACACUACCGCCUUGGGUCCACCAAUCAACAACGCUGCUCUGAUGUCAUGUGGAGCUGAAUUUCAACACCAUCCCAGCUACAUUGUACUGCCACCUGCAAGUCCAUACGAUAAUUUUCUAAAGGCUGCCGGAGGUUAAAGUCUGUAUAUCCAAUACUUAUAUGUUUCAGAUCGAACUACUGGUACACUUUAUGGGAAAAGCAUUUGGAGCGCACAGAAAAAUGGUCAGAAAUUACAGUAUUUAGGAUUGUGUAUUAGUGUUACAGAAAGCUAAGAUAAUCAUAAUCUCUGACGGUAUACUUAAUGGACAAUAUUUGUACUAAAUAGUGCAUAUAUUCAUUUUAUCAUUUAUACUUGUUGGAUGAUGGUUGUAGUAAAGAGUGCAUAAGACUCAUUUAAUUGCAUUUGUAUCUUUACUUGUUCGGGACGAAUGGACGAUUGUAGUUUAAAGCCUUCAGUACUAAAAACUCGUUUAAGUUGACCAAGCGCACACCAG
Molecule: messenger RNA, 3885 nt
Organism: Cuscuta europaea
Lineage: Eukaryota; Viridiplantae; Streptophyta; Magnoliopsida; Solanales; Convolvulaceae
Source: the annotation of a GenBank genome assembly